This is a messenger RNA of Pangasianodon hypophthalmus (striped catfish), 2602 nucleotides long. Its product is annotated as meteorin-like protein. Lineage: Eukaryota; Metazoa; Chordata; Actinopteri; Siluriformes; Pangasiidae. The transcript has 4 exons. The coding region runs from base 556 to 1428 and encodes 290 amino acids. Gene Ontology annotation, molecular function: hormone activity. The record is from RefSeq and is a predicted model, not a curated record.
UAUAAAAUUGUGCAAUAACAUGUACAGUUUAAUGAUUUUGGACUUUUAGUUACUGAACUAGAUGAGAGAGAUCAUGCAUACUGUAUAUCCGGCAGGAAGAAGGGAAGAAGUAAAGUUUAGUAAAUUUAAAAUAAAAGCAUAAAGCAUAUAAAAACAUAUACAGGCCUAUCGGGCUUUGUCUUAUACACCAAGAUCGGGUAGCCUAUAGGGGAAGAAAAGAUUUGUGUAAUUAUAACAACACAUUUGAAUGAACUCAGUCUGAGUCUGUCUGUCUGUCUAAUGAGCCGAUGCAGAAGGGUUAGAGCUAAACCCCAGAGGAUCUGCACAGAGAAGCAGUGUGUUAACUUGAUAAAUGUCAGUGCCUGAGGGUGGAGUCGACCUCCUCACCCUGUCUUAGGGGAGAGAAGCUGUAAAGCCGCCCCUGUAUGCAGUAUGGACAGGGUUGUUCACCUCACUAACCAGUGCACCACUUCCUGGAGAUGUGCAGCAUGCUGAUGCUGUACAGCACAAUGUUUCACCAUCAUUGCCGCUUCGCCGACAUUCAUCUGGACUGAUAUGUCACCCAGAGGAAGCUGGUUACUGCAGCACUUGCACACAUUGUGUUUUCUGACGUCCUGUACAGCAGAUUUGUGCAACUGGAGAGGAAGUGGUCUGGUGGGCUCGAGAGAGGUCUCUGGGUCGGUGCAGCAGGUGCGGCUUCGCUGUUCCGCAGGUUCGGUCACGUGGUUUUCCCCGCGCCACGCUCUGCGGGUCGUGCUGCAGCCGAACGUGUGGAGCGCGCGCCAUGCGGCCGUGUGCGUUAAAGCGCUGCGGGGCUUCCGCGGUGCCGCGGUGUACGUGGAGCGGACGGCGAGCCUGGAGCUCCUGCUGCAGGACGGGGAGUCUCCGGAGCAGGUGCGCUGCUUCCGCCCGCACAAAGCGCAGGGUGCCGCCAUCUUUCUUCAGGCCAGCCCGCAGAGUCACGCGGGUCCGAGUGUCGUCGGGUUCCGGUAUGAACUGCUGCGUGAGAAUAGCAGCGCUACAGAGGUUCAAACAAACACACUGCAAGCUGCCUGUCGGCCGUGCAAUGACUUGGAGAUACUGAAAGCCAUCUGUAGCAGUGACUUUGUGGUCCGUGGCUCCAUAAGCAACGUAUCCCAUGAUUCUGAGCGGCAGACCUCCGUGGUAGAGAUGCAGAAUGGCAGGGUGUAUCGACAAAGGAGCGGAGUGUUUGAGAGAGAGCCAGACGUCUCAGGCUCCUGGCAUGGGCACAUCCACACACUUCUGCAGUGCGGCGUUAAAGCAGGAGCUGGUCAGUUCCUCUUCACCGGAGCUGAACUCUUUGGGGAGGCUUGGCUUGGCUGUGCUCCUCGAUUUAAAGACUUCCAGGCCCUCUAUCAUUCAGCCAAGAGGGCGCAUCAGAUGCCAUGUGAUUUUUCCAUAGACUGAGGAGAAGAUUCUUCAGAUUUUCUGUAAUAGUAAUUUAGUAACUGUUCAAGGCUAUUUGAGGAGAAAUUGACACUUGGAGCAGACCAAAGGCAUGACAUGAUGGAUCAUUACUUUUUCUCUUUUUGAAUUCUCUAAAGCAAAAGCUUAUUUUUUUUUUUUUUGCUAAAGCAAGAGCUUUGUUACUCAGACGUUCUUUAUGUGACCCCAUUCACUAACUUUUUCAAAGAGCCAUUCAAAGGUUAAACAGAAUACCAUCAAUGCCAAUUGUGGUAUAUCAUUUAAAAGGACAUGGUGUGGGGGUUGAUAUGUGUGUGUGUGUGUACCUAUAUGUGUCUGAGAUGAUAUUUAACAUUUUGUAUUAAUAUACAGUUUUUUAACCAGCUUUGCAGUUUAGAAAGAAUAUGUAGGCUUUAUGUAGUCACAAUGACAUUAUUGAAAAUAUCUAUUCAAUCAUUAUGGUUGUAUACAGGGUAUAAAUGUGUUAUUAAAAUGCUAUCUUGAAUAUGGACUGAGAUUAGAGAUUCUUGAAUAUUCAUAAAUUUUAAUGUAGACACAUGGUCAUAUGGUUUUUACUUAUUUGUAAUAAAGUCAUUGUUAAUAUUGUUCAGCACUUGGAUAAUGGCAUCUAAAAAAGCAGUUUUUUAUUUAAAUAAACAGAAAAACUGAAUUUUGUUAUUAAUGACCCCAAUUGAAUAAGAUACUUGAGUUCAAUCUAAUCUAUAUAUAUAAAAGAGCGGCCGUUUUGGAGAUGCUCUGACCCAGUCGUCUAGCCAUCACAAUUUGUCAAAAGUUGCAAACAUCCUACACUUGCCCAUUUUUCCUGCUUCCAACACAUCAACUUGCAUUGUAAUACCAUUGUAUUGAGAUAAGCAUUGUUAUUCACUUCACAUGUCAGUGGUUUUAAUGUUAUGGCUGAUCAGUGUAUGUCGAAUUGUCUUUAUAUCAGUGUUGAUUCCAGAUACAUUAUGUUAUAUUAUAUUAUAUUAUAUUAUAAACCUUUUUUUUUUAAAACCUGCUGAUAGAUCUACUUCACUUUAUGUGAUGAGUCUAAGUGUGUCUUUUGUCUUCCUUCAUAUAUCUUUUUUUUGAAUGUCCCACCACAUAAUGAGUCUUGUUGCAACAAGCAGGACUCAGACAGUACUGUCUUCAGUGCUAACUCUGCCUUUUCUGUUGU